Cyprinodon tularosa is the source of this 4167-nucleotide messenger RNA. It is a transcript of the gene desi2, whose product is annotated as desumoylating isopeptidase 2. Bases 452 to 1090 code for a protein of 212 amino acids. Gene Ontology annotation, biological process: protein deubiquitination. Gene Ontology annotation, molecular function: deubiquitinase activity. NCBI's taxonomy places the organism in Eukaryota, Metazoa, Chordata, Actinopteri, Cyprinodontiformes, Cyprinodontidae. The record is from RefSeq and is a predicted model, not a curated record. The transcript has 5 exons.
GCUCCGUGAAUCUGCGCAUGCGCAUCGGCGUAUCUGGACCCAUCACUACUCAGAAGUAUGUGGUUUAUAACAGUGGCUGUUCUUGGAAGAUGAGACAAAAAUGUUUCCACUGUAAAUGGAGCUCAAAUAUAUCUCCUUACGACGCCGGUAGCCGGCGGGUUUAGCUAGUGGUUUAAUUUGGACACCGAGGAGGCUCAUCCGUCCGCCGCCGCUGCUUCCCCCCUCAGCGGGGAUUUGGACAAAGCGAGUCAGAUGUUGGACGAUAGGAUAUAUCAUCGGAACUGCUACGUUUUAACAGCGAGGUUAAUAAUAGAAUUUUCAAACUGAAUAUACCGCUUGGAAAAAGUGACGGCGGCAAGACGGUUUAGGAGGCGAGGGUUUCGAUCUCGCACCGAGGGAAGGAGAAGGAAAAAGCCGCGGGGAAGAAGAGAGGAAAGGGGCCGAGAUCCUGAUGCCGGUGAUGGCAAACGAGCCGAUCAUACUAAAUGUCUAUGAUAUGUACUGGAUCAAUGAGUUCACCAGCUCUCUGGGUAUUGGAGUUUUUCACUCAGGAAUUGAGAUCUAUGGAAGAGAGUUUGCCUACGGUGGACAUCCAUACCCAUUCUCAGGGAUCUUUGAGAUCACUCCAGGUGACGCAACUGAACUUGGCGAAACGUUUAAGUUCAAAGAAGCCAUAGUCCUGGGCAGCACGGACUUCACAGAGGAGGAUGUGGAGAAGAUCAUGGAGGAAAUGGGAAAGGAAUACAAGGGCAAUGCCUACCACCUCAUGCACAAGAACUGCAACCACUUUUCCUCAGCACUUUCAGAGAUCCUGUGUGGCAGGGAGAUCCCUCGUUGGGUCAACCGUCUGGCCUACUUCAGCUCCUGCGUGCCAUUCCUCCAGAGCUGCCUGCCCAAAGAAUGGCUGACCCCUGCUGCCUUACAGUCCAGCGUGAGCCAGGAGCUCCACGGAGCGAGCGGGGAGCUGGAGGAGGCAGAGGACGCCGCUGCCACAGCCUCCCUGGCCUCCAUGUCACCCUGCUCUCCUUCAACCUCCUCCAGCCCUUCCUCCUCAUUGCCUCGACACGCUCGUCCCCAGCCCCGCAGGUAGAAGCAGCCACCUCUGCUGGAUGGCCUUUACUCUUUCCUACAGAGCAAGUGAGGUAACGGAGAACCUGCAGCGGCCAAAAGCCUUGUCAGAUGGUUUCUUCAGGCACUGCUGCCAGCUGUGAAUGAGAGCAUCAGGACAGUCUGUCUCAGUCUGGGUCUGUGGAGGGUUCCCGCUGACAAAAUGACCUCUUUAUUCCCACUUCAAAGACAAAACCAUCCCCACUUAUUUGUCAUUUACAAACCACAUGCAGAUUGUACCAGCAGUUACUUGGAAUCCCCACCUCAUCACAGGGUAAAGAAAAUAGUCAUUCUGCUUCACAUAAAAACUCCUUCGGACACUGAUACAGAAAAUGAUCAUAUUUCUAUAGCUGUCCAGUUAUUUUUAUUUUUCAGGUGAAUGAUUUUCAGACACUGAUUUAGGUGUUGAGAAACUUCCUGUUCAGUGUUAUGGCCUCAGAUCUUCCAGCUUGGCUUUCACUGAGACUGAACAUUUCUUUAAGGCUGCCCCAUUUCUGUUUUGUGAAAACACUUAAAAGCAGACAGGUGGAGUUUAAAUUUAGUCCUUGUCUCUUCAGGAUCCCACCCUGAAAUCCUCAACAAACGUUUUCUAUGACUGUUGAUUAAUAAAACCUGAAUCCAAGGGAAGGAUUUGUACAAAAAUUUAGUGGCAAGUUUAGGAGAAAUCCAACCUUUAAUUUUAAGUAAUUUAUUAAGUGUGGAACAUCCCUGGUUUCCUUAUGCUCUCCCAGUGGUCUUCUAUUGGAUGAAGUGUUAAGGGAAAAGGGUUGAUUUGGUAUCUGUUAAGCUGUUUUCAUGUCCUUAGACCUGGAAACAAAACAAAUCUGUUUUAUUUGAAGAAAACCUGAUAUUUUAUCGAAGAUGUCAUGCUAUUUUAAUGACUCUCUGGCACACUUGCAAAUGUUAUAGUCCCACAGCACCACCAAACUCCGCCGUGCCUCCUAAACAAGUCAUUGGCAUUGAGGGUGUGAAGCUGUCAGUCCUUUUGUUUACCUGCAUGAUCUGUCGUUAUCCAGAGUCGCUGAAAAUUCCAGUGAAUUCAGAUGUUUUUAUCGUGUCCGGUUGUAGAUAUGGACACAUUCAGAGGAGUUCUUAUCUUGUAGUGUUUUCCAGUCUUUCUUAAGUGAUCUUUUCUCUUCUCGUUUCUAUUUUUAAGAAUGGGUAAAAGAAACCAGGCUCUGUUCUGCUUCAUAUUUUUAAGCCUAGAGAAGCAGAAGUUCAUCAAUUAUUGAUUUAAAGUUACAAUCUGAUGAACUCUUUAUGAGUAAUAAAAGAAAACCUACACUUUGAUUAAAGGUUGGAUUUUUUUAAAUGUUGAAUAUCAGGUAGUGAAGAUAAAGUCAUUUCAAGCAUCUUUAGCAGAGGUUUGGUGAGUCUGUAUGAUGUCAUUUGCAGCUAAUAAAUAAUUUCUCUGCUGGCAGCUGCAUUUAACAAUACUGAACUAAAGCAGCAUCACUUGGUCCAGCCUACAAAACUACUGGAUAAAGUUAAACUGUAGUUUAAGUAGUCAGCCUAAUUCUUUGUAUUUUGUUUCCAGUGGACUCUCCAGCAAUAGCUCAGGUUCUUCCAGACAAUCCUCAUGCAUCAAACUGAAUUAUGUAACAGAAGAUGCAGAUUCGUACAAACCCAUUCACCUUUUACUGGGGUGAUACGUUUUUAACAUUUUGUUUUUAUCAUUUAGGUUCUAGGUGCAGGUAGUGAGAUGAAGGAGACUCUCUCACUCAGUAGCAGCUCCCAUGGUGCCUUCAAUCUCGGUACCUUAUAAUCUACAAUUUGAAAAAAAGAAAAAUUGUCAAAUUUGAGUUCAUUCAAAUGCAGCGUUAAAAGCUCUUCUUCACCUGAGAUCAACCUGGAUCAUUUGCCUCUGAGAAAGAUGAUGUCACAUCAAACAAACUCUCUUAAGGUUGUUUUUUUUUUGUCAUAUUGUCAUGAAUUUUGUCAUCACCCUGAAGAAAAAAAACUAAGGUCACCACUCACCCUUAGUGUCACAAGCUUUACAUUUUACAGGAAGGUGCUCUUUUUCCUGCAGAAUGAGUUCUGCUCAUAAACAAAGAGCCGCUGAUGUCUUUAGAAGAUGUUUCGUAUAACUUAAGUUUCUGUAAAACCUGAUCUGUUAAAAAUUCACUGGAUUUCUAUGAUGUAAAACUCUGGCCUUUUUGUCUGUUUGGUUUAUUUUUUAUAAACUCAGGACUCUUAGAGGCUUUGAAGUAUUUUGUUUUUUAUGUUUACGUUAAAACAAAACAUGUUUUUCAUUCUGUGUACUAUCCUUAUUUUUUCUUUCAACCUUUAUGUCUUCAAUUAUUAGUUUACCAUUAAGCUGUUAAAUGUAUCACAUUUCCUUCCGUCACACUGUUAUACUUUGACACCUUUACAGAUUACUCUUGGGAGAAGUUAUUGUCCAACAGCAUUUUGAAGCGUCUGAAUUGACGUUUAUUUUAUCUUUUUUUUGUUUGUUUUCUUAAUGACAAAAAUCAGUGUUACUGUAGACGAGAUGUUUUUUCAUGAAACCAGCAACUGUCUUGGUGUGAAAGGAUAGAAUCAGCACUCUAUCAGUUAGUAUCAAGUGUAUCUCCUGUUAUAGCAUGUUUCAUUAAAUGCACAAAGGUACCACUCUGGCGCCCUCUGCUGGAAAUAUUCUGUAGUUACUGAGGUUUCCUGAUGAUCGUUCACAUUCCUCAGCUUUAAACUGACAGAAAAAUAAUGUCUUUUCAUAUGAUUAAUAUAAAGUAUUUGUUUAAGAUGGCUUCAAAAUCUCACAUGUGAGAUUUACAAGAAUAAUACAUGUUUGAUUUGAAGUUUCACAACAGGAAAUCUCAGAAACACCACUUUAAGCUGUUUUACACUGUUUUUUUUUUCUUUCCCCAAGAGAUUUUAAUAAAGCCAAACACAAUGUAUCCCACCUGAAUAUUAUUAAAGAAAAUCUAAAAUAUGUCAUUUUUAUGUUGUGAUAGUUUAACUGACAAGACAUUAUAUAUGUUUAGUUCCAGGACAACACCAAUAAAGCCUUAUGUGUUCAUUCACAUAUUGAGAUGAAAUAAACCGUUGUUACUUUUUGGAAAA